AUGUCUAAGUAUAUUGCUAUCGCCCGUGAAGUAGUUUCUUCUCACAAGUUUGUUCAAUUGAGUGCGGGAUGGUGUCCUGAUUGUGUAUAUUCCAAUUCCAUAUGGAAGAAAUUCGGCGUUACGGACAAGAUCUUCAAUUAUGAUAUUGCUGAAGUGACUAACAGUAGAUCCGAAUGGAAUGAAAUCAGAGAUGCAUUUCAAAAGGCCACUGGCUCAAGAAACUUGCCAACUUUGUACGUUGAUGGUAAGGUUUGGGGUACUGAAUCAGAGUUAGCGAGAUUUGAAAGGAAUGGUACUUUGAAAGAAGAGUUACAGAAGAUCGGACUGGUAGAUUAG
This is a messenger RNA of Kluyveromyces lactis, 336 nucleotides long. RefSeq names its product glutathione-disulfide reductase GRX8 (gene GRX8). The transcript has a single exon. Bases 1 to 336 code for a protein of 111 amino acids. The record is from RefSeq and is a predicted model, not a curated record. Lineage: Eukaryota; Fungi; Ascomycota; Saccharomycetes; Saccharomycetales; Saccharomycetaceae.